This is a messenger RNA of Papilio polytes (common Mormon), 2396 nucleotides long. Its product is annotated as facilitated trehalose transporter Tret1-like. The record is from RefSeq and is a predicted model, not a curated record. The coding region runs from base 34 to 2367 and encodes 777 amino acids. Gene Ontology annotation, molecular function: sugar transmembrane transporter activity. The transcript is spliced from 5 exons. Gene Ontology annotation, biological process: carbohydrate transport; transmembrane transport. Gene Ontology annotation, cellular component: membrane. Lineage: Eukaryota; Metazoa; Arthropoda; Insecta; Lepidoptera; Papilionidae.
UAUACGAUAUCAGCGGAAACUAAUAAGCGGAGAAUGGCGGGCUCGAGGGAACGACUACUCUACGACAGACAUUCUGAAUACGAACACGAAAGACGGAGAUACGAAACCGAUCGGAAAACGGAACGACCCGAAACCACCGUUUACGAAAACCGCUACGCAACACGACACUACGAAACCAACCGACACGAAGUAAACACUACGAACCGAUAUAGGGAACGUUUCGAACGCUACGAAAGACCACGACGUAAGAACGGCUACGUCUAUGAAGAUAUCUACUCCGAUUUCGACGAAGCUCAAGGUAGACUAUCUUUAUUCAGACCGAUCAGACCUGAAUAUUUAAACCUGCCAACAUCGUACGAAUCUAAAUAUAGCACUCUACCUCGAAACUACACUUAUUACGAAGAUAGAGCCCGUAGAUAUAAGAAAGAUUAUUACGAUUUUCGAAUCGAUGAAAGACGACGGCAACCUUACGAACCCUACAAAGCGGAAGCAAUGAAACCACAAACCCAAGAAAGGAAACCGGAUUACACUGAUAGACCGAAACCGGUUAUACACUUAAAUAACGAUUCAGUACGACGAACCCCGAAGAAUGUUGCGAUUUGCAAACCACUUCGUUUAACUGAAAAGAAUGCGCGGUACUGGACAACUGAUCCUCCAGAAACCAGAGCUAAAAAGAAAGACGAACCUAAGAAGAAUGUGAAAUUCUCUGAAGUAUCUGGUUGUAACCGGAAAAUGGUGGUUGAUGAUCCGGUUUGUGGUCGCAAGGUGGUUGCUGUUAGAGAGUUGGAGGUUUCUUUGGACCAAAUGAUACAGAACGGAUACUUCGAGAAGCAUAAUAUACCGAUAAUAAGACCUGAACAGAAGCAAGUAACUGCACCAGAGCCCAACGGAAAAUGUCUUACAGGCAAUGUGACGCAGACGCCGAGGAAAUCUAGACAUCUGCCACAGGUGUUGGCAGCCCUAGCGGUGUCCCUCGCCCCUUUCUCCGCGGGCCUGGGCAAGGGCUACAGUUCGCCUGCGAUCGCGUCCCUACAAGGCCCUGCUAAUGCCACACGAAGGGACUUCCAGAUCACAGACCAACAGGCGUCUUGGCUCGCCUCAUUGUCGUUUCUAGGAGCAUUGUUCGGGGGCAUGGCUGGGGGCGCUGCGAUGCGCCACGGGCGACGCCGCGUGCUGUCGCUAGCGGCGGCGCCGUGCAGCGUGUCCUGGUUGUUGACGGUAGUAGCGACAUCUGUUCGAAUGAUGUGUGUCACUGCUUUCCUCGGAGGCUUCUGUUGUUCCAUACUCACUAUGUUAUCUCAGGUCUAUAUCAGCGAGAUAUCAGUACCAGAUAUCCGAGGCUGUUUGAGUGCUGUUCUGAAAAUCGUCGGCCAUCUUGGAGUACUCUUCAGUUUCACUAUAGGAGCCUACUUGGACUGGCAACAGCUCGCCCUCUGCAUUUCCGCUGCACCUCUACUUCUCUUCUGCACCAUCCUCUAUAUACCAGAAACACCAAGCUACCUGGUCCUGACAGGUAAGGAUGAAGAAGCGUACAAAAGUCUACUAUGGUUGCGUGGCCCGAACUCAGAUGUGGCCCAAGAACUAGCAACCAUAAGAACGAAUGUUUUAGCAUCGAAGAAUUUCAGCCAACGGCAGAAUCAAAUGUCAAGCAGUCAGUUUAUAAACUCCCUUGAUGUUAGAACUAUGAAUAGAUUGUUAGGACCGAUUCUAGUGACUUGUGGACUGAUGACUUUUCAAAGAUUUUCAGGCGCUCAUGCGUUUUCUUUCUACGCUGUACCGAUAUUUAGAAAGACAUUCGGUGGUAUGAACCCUCACGGUGCUGCUAUCGCCGUCUCUUUUGUGCAAUUAUUAGCUUCUUGUCUAUCCGGUUUGUUGAUAGACACUGUUGGAAGGUUACCCUUGUUAAUCGUUAGUUCCGUGUUAAUGUCUAUGGCGUUAGCUGGUUUUGGUAGUUAUGCUUAUUAUGAAGAGGUUCAUAGAAAUCAGCGUAUACAGAAUGUAAUGUUCCAUCAGACGGUGGGCCAGAAUGAUUGGAUACCUUUGCUUUGUGUGCUAGUGUUUACAAUUGCCUUUUCUUUAGGUAUGAGCCCGAUUUCGUGGUUGUUAAUUGGGGAGUUGUUUCCGUUGGAGUAUAGGGCGUUCGGUAGUGCUAUGGCGACUGCUUUUAGUUAUCUGUGUGCGUUUGUUGGUGUUAAAACGUUUGUAGACUUUCAACAGGCGUUGGGUUUGCAUGGUGCUUUUUGGUUGUACGCGUCUAUAAGUGUUGGUGGUCUUUGUUUUGUUGUGUGUUGUGUUCCGGAGACUAAAGGUAAAGAUCUGGAUGAGAUGGAUCCGAAUUACCUGCAAAGUCUGUCUCCUAAAAGGUAAAUUGGUUAUUUUAUGCUCGGAAACAUGUU